AUGGAACAGGAAUUUGCUGUUCAUUACAAAUGCAGAAAAUUACAAUAUGCUAUAGUUCUUCAAGCAAUCUGUGAUGCAGAUUUACUUUUUUUAGAUUGUUUUGCAGGUUAUCCAGGAUCAGUAGGAGAUUACCGAAUUUUUCGUAAUUCAGAUAUAUACAAAGAAGUUCGCAGAAAUAUCCCUCCCUUCUUUCCUAAAGAUGAAUACAUCAUUGGUGAUAAGGCAUAUCCGGUUUUAACGUGGUGUAUUCCUCCAUUUCGAGACAAUGAGCGCCUUACACAAAAGAAAUUUAAUCUAGUAAUAUCACAAAAACGACAAACUAUAGAAAGAGCUUUUGCUCUUUUAAAGGGAAGAUUUCGACGACUGAAAUUUCUUGAUAUGUCUCGCCUGGACUUAAUACCAUUUUUUAUCAUUGCGGCCUAUGUCCUUUAUAAUAUUUGUUUAGAAAGUAUAGAUGAUGAUAUAGAGGGAUUUGUAGAAGAAGGACGUGAACCAUAUGAGGAGGAAAAUGAAGACAAUAGAGAUGAUCCCGAAUAUAAUGAUAGAGAAUAUAAUUUUGGUGAUGGUGAAAUUAAGCGAAACUAUCUAUGUCUUAGAGUUGCUGGGAGACAGUAAAUCAAAUUAUUAUAUUUAAGAUCGCUUUUACAUCCUCAGAUGCUGUACAAGCGGUUUUAUUGA
Messenger RNA from Odontomachus brunneus, 678 nucleotides. Its product is annotated as protein ALP1-like. The record is from RefSeq and is a predicted model, not a curated record. The transcript is spliced from 3 exons. Lineage: Eukaryota; Metazoa; Arthropoda; Insecta; Hymenoptera; Formicidae. Bases 1 to 615 code for a protein of 204 amino acids.